Molecule: messenger RNA, 5595 nt
Organism: Cheilinus undulatus (humphead wrasse)
Lineage: Eukaryota; Metazoa; Chordata; Actinopteri; Labriformes; Labridae
Gene: mafk
Product: v-maf avian musculoaponeurotic fibrosarcoma oncogene homolog K
Exons: 3
Coding region: 422-904 (160 amino acids)
Biological process (GO): regulation of transcription by RNA polymerase II
Cellular component (GO): nucleus
Molecular function (GO): DNA-binding transcription factor activity, RNA polymerase II-specific; RNA polymerase II cis-regulatory region sequence-specific DNA binding
Source: RefSeq, a predicted model, not a curated record
UGCUAGUUCUUAAACUUUCGUUAGCAACAAGAGCUGACUUUGUACGGAUUAGUUUUGUAAAGUAAGCAAAAGCAGUCGCCAGCAGUAUCUAUCUUCUAUUUCUGGCCUCCCCCUGGCCCCCCUUCCCAGACUGACGUAAGCAGAAAGUUAUUUUCAUGAAUGGAGGGGGCGGUCACGAGGAAUCGGUGACGUGAGUGCUUGCGGAAGCAGAGCGUGGAAUGUUGGUACAUUGUUGUUGUUUUGUAGUUAAUUUAGUACGAGGAUACACCGCUACCCGUCUGCUGGACGCUUUAUACCAACUUUGUCAAGUUUCUACGUCGCCUGGAUAGGAAACCUACUCCGACACUUUUUACGCAUUCCAGUCCACAGAUAUCCGCGUUCACAGAGUGUGUCUGCUGUGAGGUUUUGGCCAGUUGUCCGUAUGCAGGGAAUGACGACUCAUUUCAAGACGAGCAAAGCUUUAAAGGUCAAGAGGGAGGUGGGCGAGAAUGCCCCUGUGCUCAGCGACGAUGAAUUGGUGGCCAUGUCUGUACGGGAGCUCAACCAGCACCUGCGUGGGCUGACCAAGGAGGACGUUGUGCGGUUGAAGCAGCGACGUCGGACCCUGAAGAACAGGGGCUAUGCCGCCAGCUGCCGCAUCAAGCGUGUCACCCAGAAGGAGGAGCUGGAGAGACAAAAGAUAGAGCUGCAGCAGGAGGUGGACAAGCUUGCCCGCGAGAACGCCAGCAUGAGGUUGGAGCUGGAUGCCCUACGAGCCAAGUACGAAGCCCUGCAGUGUUUUGCCCGGACUGUGACCCACGGGCCCCUCUCGCCAGGAAAGGUGGCCACCACCAGCGUCAUCACCAUUGUCAAGUCAGCCAACCACAACAACUCAAGCCCGAAGCCUUUCUCAGCUCCCUCCUAGUGCUGACAGGACUGGGCUCUCCUCCUCCUGCCUGGUCCUUCCUGGUUCUGACCCAGCUUGAACCUGCUCAUCCUGUACUGAGAGGAUGCUCAGUAGUUAGACUGAGGGAUGUGAUGGGAUGGCAAGCUCUCUGUGAUGUUAUGCUGUGUUCACAACUCUAUCUCCCUCUGUGUGUCUCUUUUACACAAUCUACAUUGUCUGUGCACUGUGCAAACCCCUCUCCCCUUGAUCCCCAGCACCGGCAGGGUGCCAGGCCUCUGUGACCCGUCCACUUUGACUGAUAGCAGAGAUUUGCUUUUACUACAGAGUGAAAAGUAUUUGGCAGCCCUGGCCCAGACAGCCUGUGCAACCAACGUACAAAACAUAGAAAAGAAGAGACAUUAAAAGUUUAUAUGUGAAGCUAUUGUUAAAGCAUAUACCAAAAUACAUUUUCUUCUAUAAAAGUGUCUCAGUGUAAUUUAGCCUUGAAGCUCUUGCCUUAAAGUGAUCUGGAUAGAUUCUCUUUUGUUUACUCAUAGUUAAGAAGUAGACGACUCUGCCACAGCUUAUUUUAAGCACCAGCCUAUCACAACAACAGAUGCUUUCACUGAUUAGUAUUUCUUCAGUAGUGAAGGUGCUAUGCAGUAAAACCAUCACUUGUGUUUGGUUGGAGUGGAAAUCUGCUUACACUCUCCACAGCCCAUUUGGAGAGGACUGCGUUAUGCUGUUUGAUAACUGACCGCUACUAAAGGGCUACACUAAUGAUACAUGACUGCCCAUGUUUCUGUUUGGUCAUGCAAAGUUUUGCCAAAAAGCUUAUUUUGUAUUUAGGGAGCAAUGCUAGGGAAUGACAGUCAGUGUGCUCCAGCAAAGGCUUUCUUUCAUGUGCUGAUGCUGGUUUGAUUUAGUAGUUCUGAAGUAAGAUAAUGUGUUGGGGAGGUUUAAAACUCAACCAUUAUGCCAGAAUGAUGUGAAAGCCUUUGCUGGACUACACUAAAUUAUCUUGGAAGUUUUAUUAAAAGAUAGCAAUUUGUGCCUUUUAUUUAUAUGUUCUGGCAACUUAUCCUUGCAACACUUGUCAUGUUGCAAGAGGUUAUUUAAUUUGUCAGUCAGGCUGAGAAUUACUGUGUACACUCAGACAUGUUGGCUUUGACUAGACAGGCUCACAAUUUCUCAUUCAAUUAUGAUAAAAUGCAAGAGGUGAGUACUUGUCUUUUCAAGUUGAAUUGCCUUUCUGAUAAACAGAUUCAGGAGGGUUUAAAUAUAAAAUUGGAAAGUAAGUAUGGAGCCUUCUGGACCAGAUUUGUUUGGCUUCAGAAGAUAUGACAUUGCCUUGUGUUUUUCAUUAUUUAGCACUUAAAAGAUAACUGUUAUGAUACAGUAUAAAAGAAAAAUAAUUCACAAGGGCGACUGAUUCCUAGAAUUAGAAAAACUAUAUUUGCAUUUCUGAGGUUGCUGGGGCUUCAUGCAUGAUAAUUAAAUGUGGUGUGACCACAUACAACGAGGUCGAGCCUUAUGUAACUAAGGAUGUUAUCUGCUACAGCACUGAUUGGCUUUUGUUUUGCCUCUUUCCUUUAUAUGCCACUCUUUGGUAGAUAAUCCAUAUUGGAUUUAGUGAUAAUGAGAGAGGUCAUUACAAGUGAAAUGCAAUCAAGGUUACUUCCUGUAUAUUACAGAUUACCGUCAGCUCCCACUGCCUCCGUUGUCACUUUACAUUGAGAACUCCGUCCAAACAGAAAUCAUUCCUACUGCUGGGUCACGAUAAAGUGCUGCUGCUGGUGUUGGUAACUCCAAAACAGUAGCUAUUUACUUUGCUUUUGACACACUCUUCUGCAAGAGAACUCCUGACGCCCAUCUCUACAUAAACAGUGGUGUCAUACAACUAAAUGCAGUAACCACUUUCCUCCUGUCAUACGUUUUAAUUUACAUUUUAACACGAAUUUCACUUGAAAUUAAAUUGUUCUUACAGAGGAUCCAUUCCUAAUUUGGAGUGAAGUCAGAGAUUGCUCAUGUCAGGAUUUUCUCUUGGCUAAGAGGACAUGACCGUUCUUCCCCUGUUCAUAGCUGCAAAGAACAGUAUGGGGAACUUUGCUGCUGUACAACCUGCUGUGAUUUCAAGCAGGGGCAUUGCUGUGUUCUUACUCUUGUUUUGUAUUCUCAGUUGGUUUCUUUGUUGAUACAUCCUAUGUUUUCUUUCUGAUACUUAGUUUUAUAUCCAUAUACAAUAUAUAAAUAUAUAUGUAAUACAUAUUUUUCUAUAUUUAUGUCUUUUACUAUCCUGGGAGUGGUGUGAUUAUGUAAUCAACCUUUGAAGUCUAAUUAUGUUAAUGCUGACCUUUUACUGAAAAAGUUGUAUUCACAUUUACAAUGAGAAAACUAUUCUCAUAACUUAAGUUUUUAUGUUUGUAUUUAUACCCCAAGAAUGGCUCUUCUCAGCACAUUCACAGUAUGCAUUAUGAUUUUGUUAAGUCAUGAUUAAGUGCAUCUUUUCUUAUCUGUAACAGUCAGGAUUCAGCUGUUUAGACACAGGUGAAAAUACUGACUGCAUGUUUCUACCUUUGUUAAAUAGGCUUCAGCAGUGCCACAAAAGAUAUAAACAGGAUGAAACAACAUGAUGUUUUGGAAGUCAAACUUUAAAUGCAAAAACUGACAUUAUCUCGAAUAUUAAAAUCAAUUGUAUACCAUAUUGGUCUGAUGUAAUCAGAGUUAUAGCGAGCUAAUAUUUGCCCCAAUUAGUUUAUGACUAAGUGAGAUUAGUUUACCUAAAAAUUAGAAAAUGUACUCUUAUUUUGAAGUAUCUAGAUUUGUGUAAAUCUUGGCAGAUUUCCUGAGUAAAAAUGGCCAACAAUCAGUUUGGUUUAGCACAUAAUGCAGUUGUUUCUACAGUCAGAAGUUGGAAAAGGUACCCAAUAACUGACUGUCCCACACUCUUCAGUUGGGGUACCAAGCAUUCCUGUUCGACCCUAAAGGGUGAGGCUAGACUUGCUGCUGGCUUGAGGCAUCUGGCUGCAGACCUCCAUGGUGGGGCGUUUUGGGCUCGUCUGUUGCAGAUCUCUACAAUGGAAUGACCUUGACUGUAGGCCGGGAAGUGACGUACUACCUAUCUUGUUGGGUUUUUUCUUAGCUUGUGGUGUUAUUUUUAAUUUCAUCCCCCUCCUCCUUGCCUAACCCUAACCUUAGGGUUCAGGUGCCUAACCCUGAUCUGGUUUGGGUUUGCUUUUUAUUCAUGAAAUUCUGUGGUUGUGAAAAAUAGCCACUUACCAUAACCUCUGACAACUAGCAGAAAAACAUAAGUCAUUCAGUACUUCAUUCUGGUUCCAGCCUGGGUAAUGUACAUUACUUCGCCAUUGUAGAGGUCUGCAACAGCUGAGUCCAAUAUGCUCCACCAUAGAGUCUGCAGCCACAUCCUCUUGGGCUUACACUCCUGCCUACCAACCUAAGGUAGCAAUGACUGUGGAAACAGAUGCUCAACUUAUUGUGCCAAACUGCAAUGAACCAAACCAGACUGCUUGGUGAAACAGUAUCACAAGAGAGCUUACCAUAAAAUUAUUCAAAGCUGCUAAAACUGUCCAACUAGACCUCUCUUGUUUUAGGUCUGUUUAAAACCAGAGUCAGAAGAAAUAUACACAUUUAAUGUUUACAAAAGUCAUUUUUAGAAAUUAUGUGACAACACUGCUUAAACAUUUUGUGACAAGCAUUACAACGACCUCUUGUGGUGAGGUUUCAAAAUAUAAUGCUGUAAGAUUAAGCAGUUUGAUUUUAGCACUUAUUACUGUAUUUUGAUCACAACUUAAAAAGUACAUUUAUAUUUCUGUGCCAUGCCAUAAAGAAGACAAACCUCUCUCCAGGUGAACAAAGUAUUUUCCUGUGUGACCAAGCAGAAGUCAGUUCAUGCUCAUCAUAAAUUCCCUUGUUACAAGUAAACGUUCGCUCUAUAUAAGAAAAUAUAUUAUUUAUACACUUAUUUUUUGUUUAAAAAAGUAAACAAAAUAGACAAGUUAAUAGAUGAAAAAGGCACCUGCAAAGGAUGCUAAAGCCUUCUUUCUUCCAACAGCUGAAAUGACUGAAGCUUGUCACACUGAGGAGCUGUUAAAGAUGUCAAUGGUAAUUUUACAUUUUUAAUGAAACAUAAAUAUGCUAAUGCAGGUGUAGAAAUGGAGUUGCCUGAAUAUGCGGACAAUAGUCAGGGUUAGUAAUUUGAAAUAUCCUUCUGAACAAUUAAAUAAGCUUUCAGAAACAAGCUUUGCCAGUCCUACAAGCUACAGUUAUUAAUUUAAACAGUAAGAAAACAAUGUUUUAGUGUUGUAGACUGAAGAGGUUUUGACUGGAAAUUCAGAGAGUAAAGCUCCACUACAGAAGGAAUUAUAUGAAAAUGUGUACAGAUGAUGGGGUUGACGAUAUUUUAAGAUACUUAAACAGCAGUGCUUUUUAUGUUACAAAUGGAUAUCCUUGUUUUAGUCUUGUCGUAACAUGUUGAGGCUGUCAAUAGUGACUUUGAACGAGGACAGUAAAAAGGCAGCAUAAACUGAUUAUGUACCCUUCACAACUUGUCAUUAGUCUGCUCAUAUAUAUUUUAUAUUUAUUUCUUUGAAUUGUGUAAUUUUAUUAAAAAAAAAACACCUAAAUUAUUUUUAUUUUACAUUCAUUUAUUUACAUGUUUUCUCAAUGAACUACCCUCAUGUACAAAUAAAGUCUGAAUUUGUUUCUGCUCU